This is a messenger RNA of Drosophila melanogaster (fruit fly), 466 nucleotides long. It is a transcript of the gene karr, whose product is annotated as karr. The coding region runs from base 100 to 393 and encodes 97 amino acids. The transcript has a single exon. The record is from RefSeq and is marked reviewed. Lineage: Eukaryota; Metazoa; Arthropoda; Insecta; Diptera; Drosophilidae.
ACACGUGAACAUGAAGUUUCGUUGCGACUGAAAAUAAAGUUCACUUUCGUCUCACCAAUUGCCUAGGAAACAAUAUCCAGAGCUCAACUGAAUUUAGAAAUGGCAGAGAAGUCGAACGCGGAUGCGAAGGCAUCUAAAAACAACAAGUACAUGACGAGCGAGGAUCCUGAGCAGCCAAGUGAAUCGUCCACCCAGAAGGAGAAGGGUUCGCAGUCUUCAGAGUCCGAGGAAGAAUACUUUAAGAAUGUGUCCGAGCGCUUCGAUAAGGACAUAAAGGACCUGAAAGAUCUGAUUGCCCUGAAUGAGAAGGAAUGUAAUAGGCUGUUAUUCGAUCGCCUCCUGGAUGUAAUCAGAGUGGAAAUAGAAGAAAAGCUACAUUUGCCGAAGAAAUAGUAUAUUAACCUAUUCCCAAAAUACCAAUGUAUUAUCAUGUAUGGUCUUGACGCAUAAAUAAAAUAAUAACAAU